AUGUCUGUACCUCUUGGAACAAUCAUCUACUCCGCAGUAAAGCCAAUAUUUAAGAUUUACUUGAUUAUUGGACUAGGCUAUUUGCUUGCAAAGAAAAAUAUUUUAAGUGUUGUGACAUGUAGAGACAUUUCAAAUUUGGUGGUGUCUGCUAUCAUGCCCUGUUUGAUCUUUUACAAUAUUGUGACAUACUUGAAAAGUUCAGACAUUAAGAAUAUAGGGGUGAUCUUCUUCACGGGAACAUUAUUGUUUUCCACUGGAUGUGCAUUAGCGUUUGCAAUUAGCAUAGUCACCAGGAGUCCCAAGAAGUGGUUGGGUGGUAUUUUGUCAGUAGGUUUAUUCCCCAAUAUUUCUGAUUUACCAAUUGCAUAUCUACAAACUUUGAGUCAGAGUGGUAACAUUUUCACUGAAACAGAGGGUAACAGAGGUGUGGCCUAUGUGUGUAUAUUCUUAGCUAGUCAAGUCUUCUACCAAUUUAGCUUGGGAUUGUACAGGUUGAUUGAAUGGGAUUUCAGAGAUGAGUUGGAAGGAGAUGCAGAAGACUUGGAGAAGAAUGAAGAUGCCGUAGAACUUUCUGAUGUACCCGAGAGCCCCCAAUCAUCAAGAGUAAUGAAAUCAGCCAGUGAGGCGCCAAAAAAUGAAUCCAGUAGCAAGGAUUCGAAUAAUGAAGAUGAAAAUGAUGACACUACUUCAAUUGAGUCCGAGAAGAGUGACAUUAACCAGACAAAUUCCUUAUCUCAAAUGCCUCAACAGUUGGUUUCCGAUGCAGAUCAAGAUAGAUCGGAACAAUCUCAACAUUCUGCAUUUUAUUCAAGAAAACAUGCACUCGCCAAGACAUUAUCGGGCAGAAGGUCCUCUAUAACAUCUACCUCUAGUGGUGCAUUGUCAGUUCCUGUAGUUUCAUCCGAUUAUUUAUCACUCAGGCUUUCACACACGAGAGAUAGCCACGAUUCCAAACUGGCACCUCAAGAUAUUCAGGAUGUUAUUAACGAAUAUUCCCAAUUUGAAGAUUUAAAGUUGAUGAAAUCCCUUACCAGUACUAGCAAGAUUGCACCACCAAAUGAGGCGGCAGCGCCAUCCAUUCAUGGAGCCAACGAGUCUUUCCUUGCAAGAAAUGCAUCCAGAGAUAGUAAUAAUUCUCUACCAGGUUCCACUGGAAAAGUUUCAAAACUUCAGCGAUUCAAAACUGAAGGAUUGCAAGUUUUGAGGAAUUUCAUGGCGCCAAAUUCCUUAUCACUUAUCAUUUCCAUUGCCCUUGCAAUGUCACCACCAUUAAAAGCACUUUUUGUAGCUAGUACCAGUUUCCAUAUACCAACAGCACCCGACGAUAAGCCCCCGCUCUCAUUCAUUAUGGAUUUCACAUCAUAUGUCGGGGCAGCUUCCGUUCCUUUAGGUCUUUUGCUUCUUGGAGCAACGAUCAGUCGUUUACAAAUCAAAACUAUGCCUCCUGGAUUCUGGAAGACUGCUUUGGCAAUCACAUUGACUAGAUUGGUAUUUAUUCCAAUAAUUGGGGUCGGCUUGACUACCGGGUUCCACAAAGGAGGAUGGUACGGUGAUGAUAAAUUGGUUAGGUUUGUGAGUGUGUUAGAAUUUGGAUUACCAAGCGCAACUGCAUUGGUAUACUUCACUGCAUUUUAUACAAAUCCUAAUUCCAAAGAGCAUUUACAGAUGGAUUGUUUAGCUGUAUGCUUGAUUUUCCAGUACUCAUUACUUUUCAUCACUUUACCAUUUUUGGUCACCUUCACAUUGAAAGUUUCACUUGGCAUGUAA
Molecule: messenger RNA, 1767 nt
Organism: Dujonia railenensis
Lineage: Eukaryota; Fungi; Ascomycota; Pichiomycetes; Serinales; Debaryomycetaceae
Source: the annotation of a GenBank genome assembly